Messenger RNA from Neurospora hispaniola, 1141 nucleotides. Its product is annotated as proteasome subunit beta type 7 precursor. Gene Ontology annotation, molecular function: threonine-type endopeptidase activity. The record is from RefSeq and is a predicted model, not a curated record. The transcript has 2 exons. Gene Ontology annotation, cellular component: proteasome core complex. NCBI's taxonomy places the organism in Eukaryota, Fungi, Ascomycota, Sordariomycetes, Sordariales, Sordariaceae. Bases 186 to 1013 code for a protein of 275 amino acids.
CCAACUUGCCCCCCAUUCCAGUCACUUCCCGUCAUCCAUCAACCUAUCCACGACGACCUUGCGGCAAACAGCUCCGCCGCCUCUUCCUGCCACGCCCACAACCAACAGCAGGCCGCCGAUUUCACGACACCCUCACGAUCCCAUACAUACAUACAUAGCCAUCAACUAAUACCCAAGCCGAAACCAUGCCCGGCUUCGACUUCUCCAACUACAACCGCAAUGCGGCGCUACACGCCCGUGGCGUUCCGCUUCCCAAGGCCACCAGCACAGGAACAACCAUUGUGGGCUGCAUUUACGACGGUGGUGUAGUUAUCGCAGCCGACACCCGUGCCACGUCCGGUCCCAUCGUCGCCGACAAGAACUGCGAAAAGCUGCACUUCAUCGCCCCCAACAUCUGGUGCGCUGGUGCCGGUACCGCCGCCGACACGGAAUUCACCACGGCCCUGAUCUCGUCCCAGCUGGAGCUGCACUCUCUGUCCACCGGCCGCAAGCCGCGCGUCGUGACGUGCAUGACCAUGCUCAAGCAGCACCUCUUCCGGUACCAAGGUCACAUUGGCGCGUACCUCGUCGUUGCGGGCGUCGACCCGACCGGCACCCACCUUUUCACCGUGCACGCGCACGGUUCCACCGACAAGCUCCCCUACGUGACCAUGGGCUCCGGCUCAUUGGCGGCCAUGUCCGUCUUUGAGACGCAGUGGAAGCCCCAGCUGAACAAGGAGGAGGCCAUGAAGUUGUGCAGCCAGGCGAUCGAGGCGGGUAUCUGGAACGAUUUGGGCUCGGGAAGUAAUGUCGAUUUGGCGGUGAUCACGCCCGAGAAGACGACGCUGCACAGAGGUUUCGUUAAGCCAAACGAGAGGACCCAGAAGCUCAAGAGUUACAAGUUCAAGAGGGGCACGACGGCGGUGCUCAAUGAGAAGGUGAUCAAGAAGGAGGAAAUGGGGAAUUAUAUCAGUGUGGUGGAGCUGGCAGAGGAGACGCCGGCGAGCGGUGACAAGAUGGAGGUUGAUACAUAGAGGGCCGCGGUCGAGUGAUAAACGUUGUCCAUGCCGAAACGCUCCGCGCCACGACGAGGAGCGAGGCUGGAUGGAUGAUCACAACGAAUGAGAUAAGCGAUUUGGAGCUUCAGCCAUGAUCUGGGUUA